Messenger RNA from Brassica rapa (field mustard), 2124 nucleotides. RefSeq lists its product as uncharacterized. The record is from RefSeq and is a predicted model, not a curated record. NCBI's taxonomy places the organism in Eukaryota, Viridiplantae, Streptophyta, Magnoliopsida, Brassicales, Brassicaceae.
CACUAUACACUGUUAAAAAAAAAUCGUUUUUUUUUCCUCAUAACAAACAAAGCCCUAAUUUAUCGAUUUGGGGGAAUCGAAACGCCGAGGCAUUUGGUAUUAUUCAAUAACAUCGCACUCCUCUCGUUCCUCAUCCUCAUCGCCAUAGCUCAGCUUCUUCUUUUUUCUCCGGAUCUGCAUCUCCGUCGACGACGCCGAUCAAGAUCAAUCAGGAUAACUUUGUUUUUGAGAAGAUGUCUGCUGUAUCCAAGAGUAAGUCAAGAGACAAGAAAGUUGUGAAUGAUUCACAGAAGACACCAAGCCAAAUCUUAGGAUCCAUAGGUGCAACUACUGGUGGUGCUUACAAUCCUCUCUUAGGGACUUUUCAAACCGUUGAGACACUGAAUGGUUCCUCAUCGCUUCACAACAACGGCCGUUUCAGAAGCAUUGAUGACUCGGAUUCAACCGGAGCCGACUGUGAUUCCGUCUCUAAUAACGGUAGCUGGUCAGGUGAUUCGGAGGAUCACAAAGAGAAAGUACUACCUACUACAGCUACCGCAAAGCAAGAAGCCAUUCCCGGAGCAGCUGAUAAUGAUAAGCGAGAGAAGAUGCGGCUGAAGAACGAGAGAAAGCACCAGCGGCAGAAGGAGAAGCGAGCUCUGGAGUUGCAUGAGCGGUGCUGUCAGUUUCUGAUGUCGAGGAAACUUGAAGUUCUCGUUCAGCAGGUGCAGGUCAUAGUGAUGGGGGUUUCUCAUGAGCGUGCGACUUACGCUCUGAUGUUGAAUGAAGGGAAGCUAGAAGAGUCUGUUAAUUGGCUGCUUGAUGAUAGUGGGGCGAGUGUAGCUGAUACGAAACUAGAUCCCGCCCCUGGGAACUUGAAGCUUGACAUAUCGCAAGAGCUGGGGAGAAUCUUGGAGUUGGAAAGGGAAUACAAGUGCGCCAAGCAGGAUGUAGAAAAGGCUGUGGUUACAGCGGAAGGGGAUAUUGAGAAAGCAGAGGAAUCAUUAAGAAGACAGAAGCAAGAAGAAUCUACUGCUUCUGUAAAAGCAGAGGAUGUUAGUGAUAAUGCGUCCGUUAGCAGAGCCCCUUCUGUGCAAGCGAUUCAAAACAGAAUAGCCCAGUUGCAACCUAACUCAGGUAUGUAUACUGCAGGGGGAGAAGAAUCUAGAAAGAGUCUCGGUUACCUUAGGGGAUCCAGCUAUGUUAAUGGAGAAUCCGGAAACCAAAGAGUAGAUAGAAUUCACACGGAAUUGCAGUGGUUGAAAAUGCAACAGAAUGCUGCUAUGGAAGAGAAGAAACGCAUGUUAAGUCAACAGACACAACUGCCACGGCCAAGAGAAGAAACGCAUUAUGUGUCGGCUCAAGGUAGUCAAUUCAAGAGACUUCAGCAGAGGGAACCAGUUAUGGCGAUGCAGCAACAGCAACAACGCUCUCAGUCAGCUAACACGAAUACCUUACCUGUCUCUACUAUGAACUCACCCUUUACCGUAUCAGCAGCAGCAGGAGGAGGCAGCGAUUGGUACUCUGCAAAUAGAUCUGAGGCGGCUCAGUCUAACGGGUACUUGCCCACAAGAACUCUCCCUCCUGGUGAUCUGAACUCAAACCUGAUGUACCAGCAACUUCAAUACCAACAGUAUCAAGGCCAGGUGAGCAACGGUCACAGAACGGCGGGGGGUUCUGCUUCUGUACAGCAUGCUGUGGCUCCAGCUGCUUCUCUUGGGCUCUUCUCGGGGUAUGGAUCAUCUUCAUCUGCGGUGGACUGGAACACGGAUGGGUCAGUGGGGCAUUCGGAUUACAACAAUAUUGAUUGGAGUUUAGACAGAGGCCUAGCUAGUCCGAAACCAAACCAACAACAGUACAUGGCUACGGCAUCCCCAUACGAAGCAAACAUGAAUGGAAGGACAAGAUCGAUGGGCAUGGCAAUGGGAGUGCAGGAAGCUGCUUUAGUUGGUAAUGGUAGAGAAUGGACAUCGCCGUUUGAGGGUAAAGAUCUGUUUAGUUUGUCUAGACAGUACGUGCCUCCUUCUCUUUGAAAGUGAAACUGCUUCUAGAAUAAAGAUGAUGAUGGAUGGGUAUGAGUUUGUGGUUACUAAAUGUUGCUUGCAUGUUUGCUCAAUCAUAAUGGGUGUUUCAAAUUUCCUAAUA